AUGCAUUGUCUCUGGUUCAACCUCCUUCGGCUGCGACGACUUGGUGUUCUAGUGAGCAGUGGACGUGCAACCUCGAACAUGGCUCCUGCAAAGAAUCGAGUAUUCGUGGUUGGUGUGGGAAUGACAAAGUUUGAGAAGCCAGGGGUCACAGACUUUGAUUACCCUGAAAUGGCAAAAGAAGCAGGAGAGAAGGCCCUCGCAGAUGCUGCAAUACCAUACAGUGCAGUGGAACAGGCUUGUGUGGGAUAUGUCUAUGGUGACUCUACGUGUGGCCAGCGGGCUAUCUACCACAGUCUGGGUCUGUCGGGCAUCCCCAUCAUCAACGUGAACAACAACUGCUCCACGGGCUCCACUGCUCUCUUCAUGGCUCGCCAGCUCGUCCAGGGAGGUCUUGCCGAUUGCGUGCUUGCCCUGGGCUUUGAGAAGAUGGAGAGGGGCUCUCUGUCCUCAAAGUACAUGGACAGGACCAAUCCCAUGGACAAGCACAUGGAGGUGAUGUUCAAUACCUAUGGGAUGGCGGCUGCCCCAGCCGCACCGCAGAUGUUUGGCAACGCUGGGCGAGAGCACAUGGAGAAGUUUGGCACCAAACCUGAACACUUUGCCAAGAUUGCCUGGAAGAAUCAUAAGCAUUCAAUAAAUAACCCGUACUCUCAGUUCCGUGACGAGUACAGCCUUGAGCAGGUGAUGAAGUCAAGAAAGGUGUUUGAGUUCCUUACCCUGUUGCAGUGCUGCCCAACAUCAGAUGGUGCAGGAGCAGCCAUUUUGGCCAGUGAAGACUUUGUCCGUCGUCAUGGUCUGGAAAACAAAGCGGUUGAGAUCAUCGCCCAAGCGAUGGUGACUGAUAUGGCCUCCACCUUUGAGGAGAACAGCUGCAUGAAGAUGGUGGGAUAUGACAUGACGCGGCAGGCAGCUAAGAAGUGCUUCGAUGCGUCUGGCCUGACUCCUGCGGAUGUGGACGUCAUCGAGCUGCACGACUGCUUUUCAGCCAAUGAGCUCAUCACGUAUGAAGCCAUAGGCCUGUGUUCAGAGGGCAAAGCAGGGGAGCUCAUCGACAGGGGAGACAACACGUAUGGGGGCAAGUGGGUGGUCAAUCCCAGUGGAGGGCUCAUCUCCAAAGGUCAUCCCCUCGGCGCCACAGGCCUGGCGCAGUGUGCGGAGCUGUGCUGGCAGCUUCGGGGCGAGGCUGAGCAGAGGCAGGUGCCGGGGGCAAAGGUGGGCCUGCAGCACAACAUCGGCCUCGGAGGAGCAGUGGUGGUAACGCUCUACAGGAUGGGAUUCCCUCAGCACACACGUCCUCAGAUUGGGGCAGUGAUGACCAGCGCUGACAGUAGCGUGGAUGAUUUCAAAGCCAGUGCGGUAUUCAAAGAGAUUGGCAAAAAAUUGGAAGAGGAAGGGGAGCAGCUUGUGAAGAAGGUUGGUGGUGUGUUCGCCUUCAAGGUGAAAGGUGGCCCGGGAGGUGCUGAGGCCUUGUGGGUUGUGGAUGUGAAGAACGGCAAAGGCUCGGUGACCAACGAUGCAGACAAGAAGGCAGACUGCACCAUUGCCAUGUCGGAUGAGGACCUUCUGGCCUUGAUGACGGGGAAAAUGAAUCCACAGACUGCAUUUUUCCAAGGGAAGUUGAAGAUUACGGGGAACAUGGGGAUGGCCAUGAAACUGCAGAACCUGCAGACAACUGUUGCCAAAGCCAAGCUGUGAAACAUCUCCACCUUCGCCUGUCCGUCUGUCUUCCCCCUCCAGGCAUAGGUAGGGAAGGAACAGUGUGCCUGUGAGCUUCAAUUGAAUAAUUAGUGCUUACUAACAGUGACGAGCAACGUUCUGUGGCCCCGUCAUAUCCCUGCUAGUUUGAAAACCCACAAGGGACCCAUAUCUUUUGCACAGACUGGUUUCCAACAUGAUGGUGUCUAAUAGCACACGCAUGUCCAUUGUUUAAUGCUGUACGUGGGUUCCCAUCUGAGUGUGCGACACAGAUCAUAGCCUGUAACCUAAACAGUUGUCAUACUACUGGCAGCAAAUGUACGUAUUAGGCCUAAUGGUUAUGUAUGGGCUUAACGCAUACUGGGGCUGCACAAAAGUAAUGUAACGUGAUGUCAUGUGCCACUUUGGUUUUAUGUGAGAAUGACGGUGUCCUAAGGGGAAAAUGUGCACUUGGCAUUUAUUUAAUUGCCCACUAUAACUUGACAUUAAAUGGAUAAUUUCAGCGGAAACCUUUAAUGUGGACCACACACAGUGCCUCUGGAAUGACAUUUCAAUAGAGUGAUUAUUUUUAUUUUUAAAAUAAUUGCUGACAUUUCUGUAAAAAAUUAUGCUUUUAGUCUUGAUACAUCAUCACUGUGUGAACUGAAUUCCAGAGUGGAUGAAAUACUGUAUUGACUCGCUUUAUAAUGUAGUUUGUAAUACCACCAAAUACUGAACUAAUGUUAACUAAAUAUUUUGUAUAGAAUGACUGCUUGUGAAUGAGUAAGAGGUUGAUUUGUAUAAAAUAAAGCAUCUAUUAAUUUUUC
Messenger RNA from Engraulis encrasicolus (European anchovy), 2501 nucleotides. It is a transcript of the gene scp2a, whose product is annotated as sterol carrier protein 2a. Lineage: Eukaryota; Metazoa; Chordata; Actinopteri; Clupeiformes; Engraulidae. The coding region runs from base 1 to 1695 and encodes 564 amino acids. The transcript has 16 exons. Gene Ontology annotation, molecular function: acyltransferase activity, transferring groups other than amino-acyl groups. The record is from RefSeq and is a predicted model, not a curated record.